Trichoderma aggressivum f. europaeum is the source of this 1104-nucleotide messenger RNA. RefSeq lists its product as uncharacterized. The record is from RefSeq and is a predicted model, not a curated record. NCBI's taxonomy places the organism in Eukaryota, Fungi, Ascomycota, Sordariomycetes, Hypocreales, Hypocreaceae. The coding region runs from base 1 to 1104 and encodes 367 amino acids. Gene Ontology annotation, cellular component: nucleus. The transcript has 5 exons. Gene Ontology annotation, biological process: peptidyl-arginine methylation. Gene Ontology annotation, molecular function: protein-arginine N-methyltransferase activity.
AUGAGCGGCGACAAGAUGGAAGUUGAGUUGGCGGAGCAGAAGCUCAAGACGAUGGAGCACAGCGAGCAGCACUACUUUAAGAGUUGGGCAGUUUUGACGAAUUUGGAGAAUCCGUGGCUGACUUAUACCCUGCGUCCAGCUACGAUCAUCACGAAAGAUGAAGUGCGCACGAGGUCGUACAUGAACGCUAUCGUCCAGAACAAGCACAUUUUCAAGGACAAGGUUGUUCUCGAUGUUGGCUGCGGCACUGGUAUCCUUUCCAUGUAUGUCCGCAAAACCAACCCUUCCCCCUCUUCCGCGAUUGCACUGCAUCGCUCAGACCUGCUUUGCGGGUUCGCUGCCAAGUCCGGCGCCAAGCAUGUCAUCGGUGUCGACAUGUCCACCAUCAUCUUCAAGGCCCGAGAAAUCGUCAAGGUCAACGGCCUAUCAGACAAAAUCACCCUGAUCCAGGGCAAGAUGGAGGAGAUUGAGCUUCCCUUCCCCCAGGUCGACAUCAUCAUCUCCGAGUGGAUGGGCUACUUCCUCCUCUACGAAAGCAUGCUCGACACCGUCCUGUACGCGCGAGACAAGUACCUCGUCAAGGAUGGCCUCAUCUUCCCCGACAAGGCCACCAUCUUCUUCGCCGUCUGGAACAACGUCUACGGCUUUGACUACUCUCCCCUCAAGGCCACUGCCCUGUCAGAGCCUUUGGUCGAUACCGUCGACCUCAAGGCGGUCGUCACCGAUCCCGUCCCCGUGCUCACCCUCGACCUCUACACCUGCACCACCGCCGACCUCGCCUUCAACACCCCCUUUACCCUCACCGCUAAGCGCGAUGACUUCAUCCACGCCCUCGUUUCCUGGUUCGACAUCGACUUCACCGCCUGCCACAAGCCCAUCCGCUUCUCCACCGGCCCUCACACCAAGUACACCCACUGGAAACAGACCGUCUUCUACAUCGAGGACGUCCUCACCGUCCAGAACGGCGAGGAGGUCCAGUGCAAGCUCGACGUCAAGCCCAACGACAAGAACCGCCGCGACCUGGACAUUGAGGUUGACUACGCCUUCCAGGUCAACGAUGCGACCAGGAGCGCGUCCGGCCGCAGCGCGUACAAGAUGUGCUAA